UUCUCCGCGCGGUAACGGUGUGCCCGGGUGGGGAAGAGACCGUGGGAGAAGCCAGAGAAGCCCAGCCAUGCUGAUGAACUCCGGCUCCGUCCACUAAGGGACCCCGGUUUCGAGCCUGGUCGCGCGUUUGUGGCCGCGCUGGGAACUACAUUUCCCAGCAUUCCCGCGGUGACCAAACCAUCUUUCCCAAAAGCCUGAGCGUGUGAGUCAUGCAGACUUCCGCAUCGCGCCCGCGGGGAAACGGCACGAAAUGAGUCGCUGGGCUUUGCAGUUCCUCCGCUGUGAAGGCUGCGGGGGCUACCGGAUUUUUUCACCCCGCAGGCGUUUCUCGCCGGCCCUGCGGAGAGACUUUUUAACCACUACAACCAAGGACGGAUAUGAUGUUAGGCAAGUGGACAUAACUCCUUUAGAGCAACGGAAGUUAACUUUUGAUACCCACGCCCUGGUUCAGGACUUGGAAAGUCAUGGAUUUGACAAAGCACAAGCAGAAACCAUCGUAUCAGUCCUAAGCAGUUUAUCAAAUGUCAGCUUGGACACUAUCUAUAAGGAAAUGGUCACUCAAGCCCAACAGGAAAUAACAGUACAACAGCUAAUGGCACAUUUGGACUCCAUUAGAAAAGAUAUGGUCAUCCUAGAGAAAAGUGAAUUUGCAAAUCUGAGAGCUGAGAAUGAGAAAAUGAAAACUGAAUUAGACCAAGUUAAACAGCAACUGAUAAAUGAAACCAGCCGAAUCAGAGCAGAUAAUAAACUAGACAUCAACCUGGAAAGGAGCAGAGUAACAGAUAUGUUUACAGAUCAACAAAAGAAACUUAUGGAAGUAACCACAGAAUUUACCAAAAAGGAUAACCAAACCAAAAGUGUUAUUUCAGAAACCAGUAAUAAAAUUGACACUGAAAUUGCCUCCUUAAAAACACUAAUGGAGUCUAACAAACUUGAUACAAUCCGUUAUCUUGCAGCCUCGGUGUUUACUUGCCUCGCAAUAGCCUUGGGAUUUUAUAGAAUCUGGAAAUAACAGAACUACCAUAUUGUUCUUUUGCUGUGGCUCUUGGCUGCUUAGGACACUACAUUAAGGAUUGGUAACAAGAUUACUUAAAGCAUUUUGGACUGAAAAGAAGUGUUUUAGCAUAAGAUCUAAUUACUUUUGUGAUGUUGAAAAGCUGUUCUUCAAAACCCGAUUGCUUUAUGAUAACGAGGCUAUUUUGCCUCCUAUCGAUAGUUUCUACUUCAUAGAAACUGAACCAACGUUUUCUUGUUUGCUUAAACUCAAUACUGUUUAAACCAGGACUUCUUUAUGCUACGGAUUUGAAAACAUGUUCCAAGCCUAUAUACUCCAUAUUGCAUUCAACUUGCAUUUUCAUAUAUAAUAAAAGUUGUUUGAAUUUUUAACGUGG
Molecule: messenger RNA, 1391 nt
Organism: Echinops telfairi (small Madagascar hedgehog)
Lineage: Eukaryota; Metazoa; Chordata; Mammalia; Afrosoricida; Tenrecidae
Gene: CCDC90B
Product: coiled-coil domain containing 90B
Exons: 9
Coding region: 251-1012 (253 amino acids)
Cellular component (GO): mitochondrion
Source: RefSeq, a predicted model, not a curated record